This is a messenger RNA of Zootoca vivipara (common lizard), 2026 nucleotides long. Its product is annotated as semaphorin-4A-like. The record is from RefSeq and is a predicted model, not a curated record. Gene Ontology annotation, cellular component: plasma membrane. Gene Ontology annotation, biological process: negative chemotaxis; semaphorin-plexin signaling pathway; positive regulation of cell migration. Gene Ontology annotation, molecular function: chemorepellent activity; semaphorin receptor binding. Lineage: Eukaryota; Metazoa; Chordata; Lepidosauria; Squamata; Lacertidae.
AUGAACUCCAAACACUUCUUCAUUUGCCUUCUGACGUUUGCCAACGCUCUGGCCACAGAGCUGAUGCCAAAGCAAACCACCCCAUUAAGUGACCCCAGACGAAAGAUUUUCCCAUUCAUGCAAAAGGGGGUUCAGAAUUGGGACACUUUCCUACUGAGCAAAAACAAGAAAACUCUCUAUGCGGGUGCCAGAGACACUAUCUUCGCUCUUGACAUUCGCAUGGGUACCAUCAGGGUGAAGCAUGAGAUACAGUGGAGUCCAACGGCUGAUAUAAAGGAUAACUGUGCCUUGAAGGUGAAAAACAAAGAGAGGGAAUGCUUGAAUUUCAUCCGUGUCCUGGUGCAACUGAACAACACACACCUUUACACCUGCGGGACGUAUGCUUUCAAUCCCACCUGCGCUUACAUUGAUCUAACAACAUUCAGUCUGGUGAAAGAUGCAGAAGGCAAGCCCCUCCUCCUUCAAGGGAAGGGUGUCUCCCCCUAUAGCCCUCACUAUGGGAGCACCGCAAUCCUCGUUGAUGGCAAACUUUACACUGCCACCCAGGAAAACCUUCCAGGGAAUGAGCCCGUCAUCAUUCGAACCCUAGGCAGUAGUUCCGUUUUGAAGAAUGAGCACUGGAUGUCUGAUGAUGCAACAUUUGUGGCCUCCUUCAACAUCCCAACCCCCGCAAAUGACGACAAAGUCUAUUUUUUCUUUUGGGAAACAGCUAAGGAGUUUGACUUCUUUGAGAAAGUGAUCGUCUCCAGGGUUGCUCGCAUCUGCAAGAACGAUGUCGGAGGAAAAACAUUGCUGCAGAAGAAAUGGACCACCUUUCUGAAAGCGCAUCUUUCCUGCGCCAAGGAAGGGCAGUUUCCUUAUUCUGUCAUUCAACACAUGUUUGCUGUUCCACACUCAGGAGGUGGUGCAUUUUUCUAUGGGGUCUUCGUUCCUCAAUGGCAGGUGGAAGGUCUCUGGAGCUCGGCAGUCUGCGUCUUCGACCUUUGUGCUAUCAACAAAGUCUUUGAUAAUGGGAGAUACAAAGAGUUACACAAUGGCUCCCGAUGGCUGCCCUAUGAAGGGGAGGCCAUGGAUCCUCGCCCUGGCUCUUGUUCUGCCAGCCCACCGUCAGACAAAACCCUCGUUUUCAUGAAAGAACAUUAUAUGAUGGAUCAGACGAUUCAGCCACUCUAUAACCAGCCUGUGUUUGUGAAGCUCAAUGUGAAAUACACCCGGAUUACAGUACACAAAACUGAGAACAUCUUGGGAAUUCCCUACACCAUACUGUUUCUUGGGACAGACCAGGGAGCCAUUCACAAAGUGGUGGUCGUCGGCAGCGAGGCUCACAUCAUCGAGGAGAUCCAGCUGUUUGAGGAGCCAGAGGCAGUCCAAAACCUGCUGCUCUUGCCUGAAAAGGGGAUCCUUUAUGUGGGGUAUUCCAAAGGAAUCGUACAAGUCCCGUUGGCCAACUGUGGCAUUCACAAAACCUGUCCCGACUGCAUUUUAGCACGAGAUCCUUACUGUGCCUGGGAUGGAAGGAAAUGCAGUGAUAACUGGAAUAACAAAUACAAAAGCAUGGCAGGAAAGAAUGACUUUAAGCAGGAUGUUGAGACCGGGAACCCGGGCCUUUUGUGCACGCGCAGCAGUGGGAAGAGCAGAGCCUCCUCAAGGCCAAUCACCUUGAUUGCCGUAGUGGCCGUGGUUUUCUUCUGCUACCCAGACACAGUGAAAGUGAAAAGCAAAGUACAGGGGUGCAGGAGCCCCCUCAAAGCCAAUAAAACAUCCAGGCAAGAGAAAGUCCUGUUCAAUGGCAGCCAGAGCCUUCUGCAAGUGGCCCUUGCAAGAAAACUACUGACAGCUCCAACACCUGCUAUGUCAACGUGCUCCAUUCAGGCUAUCAGGGCUACCAAAAACUGCUUGGACUUGGGCCUGCCAAACAGGGAUGACUCCAGAGGAGCCGUGGCAGAGGAGAGAAUCUAGCCUGGCCUACCUGAUUCCUCACCAGCUUUCAUGAUCUCACCAGCUCACACGGGCAACCUAGCUAGAA